GAAAAUAUUUUGUUUUCCAUUAAUUCGACUAUAUAGUUUUGAUGACGUCAUUCGUUUGUAUAUUUUGAUUUUGAAACUAAUAUAUGUCAUUGCCAUAAACAGCAAAAACAUUUGGAUCUAACCAUAUGGAUCGUCAUUUCGAUAUGGAUUCCAAAAUGAUGGCCAAUGAUGUUGAUGGUAUUGGUACAUCGAAUUCUUCGAAUGUGAAUCGUAGUAAAAGUAAUUGGACCUGUCCUAAUGAUCGUGAACUUAUGUUACGUGCCAAAUUGGAAACUGGAUGGUCAUGUAAAACGAAACAAUUUCAAACAUUGCAUUCACCGAAUCGAAAUGAUAAAAUUACAGAACAGGAAAGAAAGACCAUUAUAGAUGUAAUAAGUCGUGCACAACAAUCGGAUGAAAUUGAAAAGAAACGAAUUAGUAAAAUGAUUGAAAGAUUGAAAAAUAUGAAACGAAAUGCACGUGGUGAUGGCCAUUACACCUGUAUAUUAUGUAACGAAUCAUUUGGAUUUUUCAAUCAUAAUGCCCAUGAAUGUCAUGGAUGUUCAAAGCUUGUAUGUAAUAAAUGUGGUGUCGAUACAAUUAAUCAUCGGAAUGAAACAAUUUGGUUUUGUAAAAUAUGUUCAGAAAUGACAGAGAUAUUGAAAAAAUCUGGUUCAUCAUAUCACGAGGUAAAACAACAACUUGAAUCCGAACAUAUUGGAAUGUAGUAGAUAAACAAGAAUGGAAACCAAAACGCACAUUAACCAAAACAGAAAUAUUCAGAAUUAUUUUUUUGGCUAUCCAAAUAUCAAAAU
This is a messenger RNA of Dermatophagoides farinae (American house dust mite), 794 nucleotides long. RefSeq names its product rab effector Noc2. The record is from RefSeq and is a predicted model, not a curated record. Gene Ontology annotation, biological process: intracellular protein transport; exocytosis. Gene Ontology annotation, molecular function: small GTPase binding. Lineage: Eukaryota; Metazoa; Arthropoda; Arachnida; Sarcoptiformes; Pyroglyphidae. Gene Ontology annotation, cellular component: membrane; synaptic vesicle.